Molecule: messenger RNA, 5007 nt
Organism: Plasmodium vivax (malaria parasite P. vivax)
Lineage: Eukaryota; Apicomplexa; Aconoidasida; Haemosporida; Plasmodiidae
Exons: 6
Coding region: 1-5007 (1668 amino acids)
Source: RefSeq, a predicted model, not a curated record
AUGAAUGAUGAAAAGAAAUUUGACUUCGGCCUCGAUCAGUCCACAGCCAGCAAUGGGCUCUUCACCGUCAUAGAGAGGAAGCCCCUCUCGUCCCUCGAGAACAACGAAAGCCUAAACCUGAGCAACCUGAGUGACCCCCUGUGCAAUUCAAUCGACGGGAUAAAAAAAAAGGCAAAGGAUUACACCACCCAGAACACAGACAGCAUUUGUGAAAUAUAUCGCCUGAACACCUCCCAACUUCUAAGUGACCAAUUAGAAAAUGCAGUGAGCAGGAUCAGCUACGUGGACGAUGACGUGUCUUCCUUUUAUGAUUCCGAAAAAGAAGAGGAAUUUUAUUUUGAUAAUGACAUUUCAACUCUGGGGUCAUGCUAUUCCGUUUCAAGUCCCACCAAGAUAAGUAAAGGGAAGAAGGCAAGGACGAGUGUGGUUGCAUCUGUUUCUAAGAGGUAUGCUGGUGGAAGGGGUUCAGAUGCGGGAGGGGGAAAGCAGAACCCGUUUUUUGAUCCCACUUUUCAAAAUGACUCCCCUGUGAGUGCUAACCUGGUUGGAAAAGGCAGAGAAGGUAGGGACGACCCCAGUAGAUACACACAGGCGUACGGUCGCGAUGACAUAAGAGGAAAAUUGGCCAAUAGGGAUCCGUCGAAUGAAUCCCCCCCAAAUGAAGACCACAGCGAUGAGGAAGCGGAGCUUGGGAAGCACCCCUAUAAGGACGAACUGGGGCACUCGCAAAAUAGCAGCGAUGAGAAGGCCAUUCGGGUGAACCGAAAUGUGUAUAGAAUUGUGAACAUUGGCAGAGCUGGGGAGGACGAUAAGGAGACAGUCAUCAGGAGGAUAGCCCAGGUGAGGAAGAGCAUGCUGAGGGAGAAGCGCGCGGGUGGUGCGGUUGGCGAUGCGGGCGGCGCAGGCGGCGAUGGGGAAGGAUCAGAUCGCGCCGAUCAGGCAAACCACGCCGGUUAUGCAGAUUAUGCUGACUUUGCCGAUUUCGCCGAUUCCGCGGAAGGGGGGUCCCCUGCCCACUACGAGCCAGCCUGGAAUGUCUCCAAACUGAGGGACCUGCGCGCGGGCAGAGGCCCUCCCCCCAAGGGGGCGUUCAAGGAAGACCCUCAGGGGGAUAGAAGCCACACCCGAUUUAGCGAAGGCCACUAUUUGAGGCAGGAUGAUGGCCUCUCUCGGUACAACAGCGACAGGAGGGUAGCCUAUAUGGAGGCGAAGGGCCAGGGGGGGAGCAGCCACGGCGGGAGCAACCACGGUGGGAGUAACUACAGCGGGAGCAACUACGGAGACGAACCGCCCCACUACAGCUAUGAGCGAACCAAAGAAGUAGAACCCAAUGAUAACGCCCAAUUUAAAAAGAGGAAAAAAUACAUGUUCCUUUCGAAGGAACCUGGGCAGGGCACUAGUGGCGAGGCUCAAAAAGGCCUGAGCAGUGAGAGCCAAGAUGAAGUGAGCCACCACUACCUGCACGGAGAUGAAUUCUACGAGAAGAAACGGGUUAGGGCUAGCAGACCGUUUGCAGACCACCCAGGGGAUAUAGCCCGAGGGGGGGGUGCGUCAUUCCAAGGGAGUGAGGCCAAUGCGGAUCUGACUGGCAGCACGGACGGGGGGAUGAACCAUGUUGAGGAGGGAGCCUUCCAGAGUGGAGUGCCCCCCCUGCGGGGUAGGUAUGUAGAGGGCCACUUGGCGAACGCGCGAAAGGGGGAAAGACGCGAAAGAAGCGAUAGAAGCGAUAGAGGCCAACGACGCGGCGACGGUGAGAGUGCCCACCACCGCGCCUACCGCUUCCACCAGUAUAGUGGCAUCGGAAGGGGUCACCACCGGGGGGCGCACAUGAGGAGAGACACCGGGUUUGGUGGAGACGUAAAGGAGAACCACGAAGCGGAUGAGAGGUAUGGCAACGACGAAGGGAUCGACGAGGGGGUCGACGACUCGAAUCAUUUGCAAAUGAAUGCGCGAGCGAACAAGCGGAUGCACCAUGUGAGUCAACAGAACAGGCAAAAGUACACGCACGAGCUAGCGUACCCACCAAGGGGCAUUCACAACAAUGGCUAUGAUAGCACGCAGAAGGGGAAGUACCCCCAGGGGAACUACCCCUAUGAAGAUGACAGCAUGGUGGGUCCGAAACAUGAUGAGUUAUACGCAGGCGAGGUGUAUCCUACGCGUGACGUCCACUCAGCGGAGGAAGGAGGUGCAACCACGUAUUUUAGAAGUGCACACAGUAGGGGUUACAAGGCACGCGGGGAGGAGGAGGAUGAUGAAGAGCGGAUGUAUGCGCAUGAAGAGGCGAGUUAUAAGAACGACGUGUAUCGAAGUGAGAGGUACCCAGUGGGUGCGUGGGGGGCGAACCAGGGUCGGAUGGGAGAGCACCACCACGUGGAUGACCACCACCGCGUGGGAGAGAACUCCUUUACUGGCUACCGCGAAGGGAACAGCUCCGGCAAGGCGCUCCCCUACCACCGAAGCGAAUACGCCAGUGGGGUGAACCCGUCCUAUAGAAGGCACGGUUCGAGUGAGAACCAGGCAAGUGCGUACGCACGUGGGGGGAUUAGGAAGUAUGACGAAGGGCAGAGUGGCGAACCGCGCGAUGGUGAUCCGCUCUAUGGUGAUCCUCUCUAUGGUGAUCCUCAUUAUGGUGAUGAUGGGCCUGGCUCGUAUGGCGGAGCGCAUCCCGCGGCCGUGCCCGGGGGGGCCAACCACCCGAGCGAGUACUACGGUGGUAAGUACGCACACCAGAGGUUGCCCAGCCACUCAAAUGGUCUACGUCAUGCGGGCAGCCACUACCACAGCGGGUACAGUCGCAUGCACGAGCGAAGUAGCUAUGAAGGGGGGGAAUAUUACGAAGAGGAGUUUCAUCCUGACGGGGGGGGACCCCCAUCAGAUCACCCAGAUCGUUAUGACCCUCGUGGCAUGUCAUAUGAAGAGUACGGAGAGUUACACACAGACGAUGAUAAGAGGAAUGCCUUUUCGAAGAGGACCCCUCCAAGCAGCCAAAAUGUAGCCAAACCGUAUUUUGAUGAAGGGGCGAAUGAGAAAAAUGGGUAUCUAGCCAGUGUAGGUUUUGAGCAAAAUGAAGGGAACCAUUGCCCCCUCGAUGGCCAGAGGAUGAAUGUCCAUAAGGACCAAAUGGGUGGUGAUGCCGAAAGGGAUAAUUUGAAUAGGCAGGGCCCCCCCACGAUGGUAGGUGAUGUACACGCAGUGACUGGCAAAUCGGCUGACGCUUUAAGUGACGUCAAGGGGAAUAUACCUGGGGUGACUGUGGGGAGUGCCAGACAGGUCGGUGAGGGCGCGCCGAUUGGUCCCUCCACUGGGGAGGCAGGCGUGCCCAACGAGAGUGCACUUCCGCCGCAGGGCACUAUGCAGAGCACCACGCAGGGCGUUCCACCCGCUGUGCAGGCAGACCAGCCACAAGCACAACCGCUACCACAAGCACAACCGCUGCCGCAAGCACAACCGCUGCCACAACCGCCGGUGAAGCGCAAGCGGGGGAGACCCAGGUUGAAGAAAACCGCCUCCCCCUCGGAGGAGGCCCCAUCGAACGACUCGCAAAGCAACGCGCAGGCAGCGGCCGCCCCCGCCGCGCAGCUGAAUAGCCAAACGGGUGCCCCCGCGGGUGGUCAGAGCGGCAACGUGAGCGGUAACGUGAGCGGUAAUGUCAGCGGCAACGUCAGCGGUGAGCAGGGCCAGCCCCCCCUCUACGGCAACAUGGGCUCCGUGAUUAACCCCUCAUACAACAACCAGCUGAGUAACCCCAAUGCGCACCUGCAAGUGACGAUGGAACACCCCCCGGGUUACCAGUUGGGAGGAUCCACCCAGGUGUUAGGCCAGCCGAUAGGGCAGCCGAUAGGGCAGCAGUUAGGGCAACCUCUAGGGCAACCGCUUGGACAGACGCCGGGGCACCCCAUGAGCCAGAUGAACCAGAUGAACCCGUUGAACCAGUUAAACCAGAUGAACCAGAUGAACCCGCUGGGCGCGCAGCUGGCGCAGCAGAUGGGCCUGCCGGUCGGGCAGCACCUGAACCCGCAGGUGGGCAGCCACCUCGGCCACCAAAUGGGGCAGCAGGUGGGGCAGCAGCUCAGCCAGCAGAUGAACCAGCAGUUGAACCAGCAGUUGAACCAGCAGAUGAAUCAGCAGCUAAACCAGCAGCUCAGCCAGCAGAUGAAUCAGCAGAUAAACCAACAGCUCAACCAGCUCAACCAGCUCAACCAGCUCAAUCAGCUGAACCAGCAGAACGGAUACCUCCUCCCGAGCAGAACAAACAACCACUUCGGUGCCAACAUGAAUGAGGAUCAGUUCGCCCCGACCUACGGAGCCUUCGAACCAGAUGUAGCGAAUCACGUAGACCCCAAUCAGUGCAACAGAAACUUUGAGCAAGUGAGAAACAAUAGGGACCAUCUGUCCUACGAGGGAGACGAUGGAGAGUAUCAAACGGAUAAGAGGAGGGUAACCAGAUCGAAUGGAAGUGGGUCGGAGGAAAGGCACUCCGAAAAGGAAGUUAAAAAGACAAGAAAAAGACGGGGGAGGAGACGAAAGAAUGAAAUGGACCAAGGAGACCCACAUUAUAAAAGAAGCAACAGCAGUAGCAAUCACAGCAAUGCUAACCAUGCCGAGACGAAGUCGGCGGGCUCCUACAGAAACAAGUCCAAUGACGACAGCAACUCCAGGAGUGAGCACCGGGCGGACCAGGACUACUCUACCUUUGUGGACGAGAACAACAAGCUCGUUUCGUACAGAGUCGCCUACAACCCCGCGGACACAGUGUGGGAAAGGCUGUCCGGCGUGAAGAUCGGCCCGCUGAUACUGACGGCCCAAAGCAGAACGACGAAUGUCAUUUUGGCCAAAAACAGAUCGAUCGAGCUCGGCAACAUCAACCACAACCUCAUAUAUGGCUACAUUUACAAGGGGGACAAGGUCAGACUGACCAUCGGGAAGGAGACCAAAUCGGUGAAGAGCGGCUCGGUGUUCUUCCUGCCCAGCUACAACGACUGCAGCAUACAUAACGACGACGAGUAG